Messenger RNA from Myotis brandtii (Brandt's bat), 2381 nucleotides. It is a transcript of the gene CAPN13, whose product is annotated as calpain 13. Gene Ontology annotation, cellular component: cytoplasm. Gene Ontology annotation, biological process: proteolysis. The record is from RefSeq and is a predicted model, not a curated record. Gene Ontology annotation, molecular function: calcium-dependent cysteine-type endopeptidase activity; calcium ion binding. The transcript has 23 exons. Lineage: Eukaryota; Metazoa; Chordata; Mammalia; Chiroptera; Vespertilionidae. The coding region runs from base 195 to 2273 and encodes 692 amino acids.
CCAGCACUGAGGGCUGCAACUUCUCUUCCCCAGAGAGACUGCCACUCUGAUUCCCCAGGCUGCUGCUGAGCCCUGGGACCUGCCCAGUCCUACUGGGAUCCGGACCCCUUUGGGAAUACUGCUGACACCGAGUGCUCCAUCGGACAUACCUGUUGGAAACAGGAAAAGACGUUGGAGGUCUUCUAAGGAGAGUCAUGGCACACACUCUGGAGCCUCUAUCCCAGAUGCCCGUCAUCAAGUUCAAGGGCCAGGACUUUAAGACCCUGCGGGAUCGUUGCCUAAGCAGAGGCCUCCUGUUUGAGGAUGAGACCUUUCCUGCCGAGAUUUCUUCCAUAGGCCCGUUGCUGCUCCAGGGAAAAGGCCUCUCCAGGCUGCAGUGGGAGCGCCCAAAGGAUUUAUUGAUGGGUAAAGCAGAGCCUCAUUUCAUCCUGGAAGGUGCGAGCAGAUUUGACAUCCAGCAAGGGAAGGCAGGAGACUGCUGGUUCCUGGCAGCACUGGGCUCCUUGACACAGAACCCACAGCAUCUGCAGAAGAUCCUGAUGAACCAAAGCUUUUCCCACCAGUAUGCAGGGAUUUUCUGUUUCUGGUUCUGGCAGUGUGGCCAGUGGGCGGAAGUGGUGGUUGAUGAUCGCCUGCCUGUCCUGAACAGGAAGUACCUCUUUGUGCAUCCUCUCAACAACCAAGAGUUUUGGCCGUGCCUGCUGGAGAAAGCCUAUGCCAAGUUCCGAGGAUCCUAUCAGCACCUGCACUACGGCUACCUCCCCGAUGCCCUGGUUGACCUCACGGGAGGGGUGGUCACCAGCAUCAGCCUGCACUCCUCUUCCCCUUCUGACCUAGUGACGAUGGUAAAGACCGCUGCCAAGGCAGGCUCCCUGAUGACCUGUGCCACGCCGGCCGGGCCGACAGGGGAAGCCACAAGAAUGGAGAAUGGCCUGGUGAGCCAGCAUGCCUACACCGUGACUGGGGCCGAGCAGAUUCAGUACCGGGGGCGCUGGGAAGACCUCCUCCGCCUGUGGAACCCCUGGGGCCAGGACGAGUGGCGAGGGCGCUGGAGUGACGGGUCUCCAGAGUGGCAGGAAACCCGGGACCCACGGAAAAGCCAGCUGUAUGAGAACAAGGAUGAUGGCGAGUUUUGGAUGUCGCGUGAAGAUUUCCAAGAGAACUUCUCCUGCCUGUAUAUAUGUAACCAGUUUCCAGUCAGCCUGGACCUGGGACACAUGCCCCAUGAAAGAUGGUCCCAGAUGACGUUUAAGAACCGCAUGACUCCAGGGAACACCACAGGUGGUUGUGACUGGUCAUCAUCCUGGCAGAUGGGAUGCUGCCAGCGCUGGUCCCAUCCUGUUUCAGAAGGACUUCAGAGGGACACACAGUACUUCUUCUCUGUGCCCGAGAGCGUGGAAGGCAACAAUGUCGUCGUGUCUUUCAACAUCGUGCCACAAAAUGUAAAGGCAGAAGAUGAGAAAUUUCCACUAAACUUCCAGGUGUUCAAGGUCGACCCUCAGUUUCAGCACUUCCGGGAGAGACUGCCGUCCACCUUUUUUUCCCGAUUCAGAAGUGCUGACAAGGGCAUCGUGACUAAAGCCAAGUACAACCUCACAAAGUGCUUCACGCUGAGCCCGGGGACCUAUGUGGCGGUCGCGUCUGCGCGCAGAGAAGCAGUUGAGUUCUUGCUUCGAAUCUUCCUGAAAAUGCCAGACCCGGACCGGAACCUGGGCAGCGGUUUCAACCUCAGAGCACUGCAGGCAAGUCUUCCAGAAAAUGGCUCCCAACAAAGCAUUUUCUACAAAUACGCCCAGCAGGGACUAGGCAUUGAUGCCACCCAGCUUCAGAGACUUCUCAACCAGGAAUUCCUGAAAGGACCUCCAGCGGACACCUUCUCUUUGGAUGAGUGCCGGAGCAUCGUGGCGCUGAUGGAUCUGAAAGUGAACGGGCAGCUCGACGAGGAGGAGUUCUCCAGGCUGUGGAGCCGACUCAUCAGCUGCCAGAGCGUUUUCCAGAACACCCAGAGGAACACAGGCGUUUUCCUGAGCUCGGAUUUGUGGAGGGCCAUAAAGGAUACAGACUUCCUUGCAGGGGUCUCCGUCGGCAGCGAGCUGCUGGAUCUCGUCUCCCUCAGGUACAGCGACAGCACCGGCCGGGUCAGCUUCCCCAGCCUGGUCUGCUUCCUGAUGCGGCUGGAAGCCAUGGCAAAGACUUUCCACAACCUCUCCAAGGAUGGAAAAGGACUCUACCUGACAGAAGUGGAGUGGAUGAACUUGGUCAUGUACAACUGAAGCAAGGAGUAGAGCAGACCCCAGAGACCAGAGAACAGACCUACAGAUACAUAGUCUACAUCCCACCCUACUACAGCAGAAGCCCCUGCAGAGUCUGAUAGAAUAUUC